Molecule: messenger RNA, 1167 nt
Organism: Lachnellula hyalina
Lineage: Eukaryota; Fungi; Ascomycota; Leotiomycetes; Helotiales; Lachnaceae
Product: MFS transporter
Exons: 9
Coding region: 1-1167 (388 amino acids)
Biological process (GO): transmembrane transport
Cellular component (GO): membrane
Molecular function (GO): transmembrane transporter activity
Source: RefSeq, a predicted model, not a curated record
AUGGCGGUUUGGGGCAUCGUAUCUGGCUUAACAGCUGCGGUGCAUAACUAUACUGGCUUGGUUCUCGUCCGGUUCUUCCUUGGAUUUGUCGAGGCCCCUUAUUUCCCUGGAGCUCUAUUUCUACUUUCGAGUUGGUAUACCAGAGAGGAAUUAGCCUUGAGAACCUCGAUCUUGUAUGCUGGAAGUCUUCUUUCGGGAGGCUUCGGUGGCCUUGUUGGAGCAGGCGUCCAAGCGGGUUUGAAUGGAUCGCGUGGAAUUGUUUCCUGGAGAUGGCUCUUCAUAAUCGAAGGAUCGGUUACCGUCUUUGUCUCCAUAUGCGCUUCGUUCAUCAUCCCAGAUUUCCCGCAUACGACUAGAUGGUUGAGCCAGGAAGAGAGAGCUAUUGCCACGAAGCGGCUUCAGUAUACAAGUGGAAGCCAUGACACUGAACGUGGCUCGCUUUUCUCCGGUGUCAAGAUGGCUGUCAUGGACUAUAAAGUCUGGCUCCUAGCGGUGAUAAUCAUAACCAAGACUAGUGCCGGUGCAGUGACAUCCUUCAUCCCCACGCUCGUCGCGACCUUCAACUAUAGCCGUGUUGAUACUCUCCUCCUCGUCGCUCCUCCUUACGUCUUCGCCACCAUCAUUGCUCUCGCAAUCUCCUAUUCAUCCGACAAACGCCACGAGCGUUGUUUCCACAUCGUAGUCCCCAUCUUCUUUGGCAUGGCAGGUUUCAUAAUAGCAGCCUCCACCACGAUUCUCGCAGCACGGUACCUCAGUUUAUUCCUGAUGUUAGGAGGUGUCUAUGGCUCCUAUAACGUAGCUCUCGCUUGGAUAUCCUCCACCCUCCCCAGGCCCGUGGAGAAGAGAGCAGCAGCAAUCGCCCUGGUCAACACUGUGGGGAAUAUAGCCCAAAUAUACUCUCCAUAUAUGUACCCCAAAAGCGACGGACCUAAGUAUUUGACAGCUAUGAUUUGCAAUGCGGCUUUUUGUCUGGCCUGUAUUGCUGUCACGCUCGGAUUACGUUGGUGUCUCAUGAAUGAAAAUGAUAAAUUGCAGAUGCUCGAGGUACAAAGCGCUGCGGACGCCGCGGAUUCCGAUGGUGUGAAAGCCACUCGAGAGGAGAUUGUUGAUGUCAAUGCUGCGGGCGGGCUCGUAGUCCUAAAUCCUGGAUUUAGGUAUGCGCUCUGA